UUUUUUUUACUUCUUCCUUUUCUCGCCUCACUCACAUACACACGCAAAACAAAAUUCAAUUCAAUUCAAUUCUUUAGUUUUUCACGCUUGCAUUUGUGAGGCAGUUUUUGGAAAAUCGCUCUCACUUUUACUCAGCAAACACUCCCCCUCCCCCAACCACCAUAUAUAACCAAAAUAAUGGCGACAAAAGUGAGAGGACCCCUUGGGCAACUGGGCGCACUCGCUCGCGACUUUCUGCGCAAACCCUCUGAAACCCGACCCUUGGGAAAAUUCGCCAUUGGCGCUGCCAAAGUGUCGCAUUUCCUCGAAAGCGCAGCAACCGGCGUCCGUGCACCACUCCCCGGACCACAGCACCAGGCAGUAUCCCGGUUGAAGCGGCCGAUCUCCGCCUCCACCAUCACAACAAAAUCCAUUGGCGCAAAUAACCCCGAACCGGCCCAUCCACGGAGACCAAAUAACCUCGCGCGGUUGCUUGAGAGCGGCCACCCGAUGCUCAACACGGUUUCGCGGUAUUACUUUUCGGCCAGCGGCAAGCACAUCCGGCCGCUACUCGUUAUGCUAGUGGCACAGGCGACCAGCAUCGGGAGUAAGCGCCAGGGCCGGUCGUCGAUCCUAGUGGACAACGAGUUUGACCACAUAGAUUACUCGCUGAUCGACCGCUCGGCGUCGCAAACUAUUCAGAGCGACCAAGAGUCCCAGGCCUCCAACCGCCUGAUCCAAGACGCAACUCGCGAUGGCCACGGCGGCCGCCCGUACUCCCCGCAUGUCACUGCGGGCCUGACCAUCCUGCCUACGCACAGAAGACUGGCGGAGAUCACCGAGAUGAUCCACACUUCAUCGUUGCUCCACGACGAUGUCAUUGACCAUGCGGAGACCCGGCGCGGACUCCCGGCGAUCCAGAAAAAGUUUGGCAACAAAAUGGCCAUUUUCGCCGGCGACUUCCUCCUAGCCCGUGCCUCCAUGGCAUUGGCGCGCUUGCGCGACCCCGAAGUCACCGAAAUAAUGGCCAGCGUUCUCUGCGACUUGGUCGACGGGGAAUUCAAGCAACUGAAGAACCUCGAAGUCGAAGACGCGCCAAUGUCGCAGCCAGACGAGCCUGCCUUCGCGUACUAUUUGGAGAAAACAUAUUUGAAAACCGGCAGUUUAAUUGCCAAAAGCCUGCGCUCCUCCGCCAUACUCAGUAACUCCACCGAUGAUAUUGUUGAAGCCACGUAUAUUUACGGUCGCAAUUUGGGGAUUGCCUUCCAGCUGAUCGAUGAUUUGUUGGAUUUCACCGUUACUUGGAAAACCUGCGGGGCGGAUUUGGAGCUUGGGUUGGCCACUGCUCCGGUGCUUUAUGCGUGGCAGGAGUUUCCUGAGUUGGGCCCCUUGGUGGCUCGCAAGUUUUCGGUUGAUGGGGAUGUGGCGAAGGCUUGGGAGCUGGUGCAUAGGAGUGAAGGCAUUGAGAGAACAAGGGUGUUGGCUAGACAGUAUAUGGAGCGGGCUGCUGAGGCUUUGCGUAUCUUGCCGCCAUCUUCGGCUAGGGACGCACUGGAACGCGUUGCAAUGUCUGUGCUGACCCGAACAAAAUAGAGAUUGUUUUUAUAUUCAAAAGUUCAUUUGUGAGUAAAAACCAUACUUUUUCGCGCGCUAUUUUAUGCAUGUGCCA
Messenger RNA from Kickxella alabastrina, 1648 nucleotides. RefSeq names its product isoprenoid synthase domain-containing protein. Gene Ontology annotation, cellular component: transferase complex. The coding region runs from base 178 to 1572 and encodes 464 amino acids. NCBI's taxonomy places the organism in Eukaryota, Fungi, Kickxellomycota, Kickxellomycetes, Kickxellales, Kickxellaceae. The record is from RefSeq and is a predicted model, not a curated record. Gene Ontology annotation, biological process: isoprenoid biosynthetic process; ubiquinone biosynthetic process. The transcript is spliced from 3 exons. Gene Ontology annotation, molecular function: prenyltransferase activity.